AACGCUCGUUUGCCACUUCUCCUCAAAAAAUUAGUUCCGAAAAAUCCCAAGGCUAUUUUGCAAAAGCCCGAGAACUUAUAACAUUUUAUAAAAAUGGUAUAAAGCAAUUAUGGGAAAAUCAGAAAAUCGCACGACAAUUGAGAGCGAAAAGAGAUGAAGACCCAAGCUCGUUGACUCGACGUGAAUUACAAUUGGCAUGUAUUAGAACCGCUGAACUGGAUCGAUCGAAGUUGAUUCCAUUUGCACUGACUCUAAUCACGGUUGCUGAAUUGUUGCCGCUUUUGGUUAUUAUGGCACCUUUUUUAGUACCCAGCACAUGCGUGACUCCUGAACAAUUGGAGAAAACACGACGCAAAUUAUACGAAAAACAACAAGCAAUUCGUAAUGAGUUACUGAAGGAGUCGAAUGUCGUCAACGUAUCUAUAUGUGAAGAAUUAGCAAAAGAUGAUUUUCAAAAUUUACAACGGAUGAUUCAACUUCAGAAGACUAUUGAAGUAAGUAAAAAUGGUCAUUUCAAGAUUCAUGGACCUGAGCACAUUGGGCACCAGAAAAAUAUGUUACAAAAAGAAGGCGUAGCUAAAUUAACAAUUGAUGAACUCUCAAAAGCGAGUCAAGAACGUGGGAUACAAUGCGUAGACACAUCCAAAAGUCAAAUGCGUUAUGCACUACAUUACUGGAUUUCAUUACACCUAAAUGAAGAUCCAGAAAUAUCCGAUUUUUUGUUAAUGUUCAGUCGUGUAUUCUUAUUGAAUGCAAAGUAUCUUGCUGUAGAAAAUGAGUCAUUACCAAGUGGGAAAAAGAAAAAAGAGAUUAUCGCACAGAUUUGA
Molecule: messenger RNA, 827 nt
Organism: Ambispora leptoticha
Lineage: Eukaryota; Fungi; Glomeromycota; Glomeromycetes; Archaeosporales; Ambisporaceae
Source: the annotation of a GenBank genome assembly